AUGAAUUUGAAGAGGACAGUUGUGCAGGAGAGAAACGAUAUCCAGAAGCAACUUUCUGAAGAACAGAAUGCCAGAAUAUUACAAGAUCAGAUUCUGACCAGUAAACAAAAGGAGCUAGAAAUUGCUCAAAAGAAAAUUAAUUCUGAAAUUUCUCAUAGGCAUAAGAAAGAAAAGGAUCUCUUGCAUGAAAAUUGCAUGUUGCAGGAAGAAAUUGCCUUGCUGAGACUGGAAAUAGAUACAAUAAAUAAUCAGAACCAGCAAAAGGAAAAGAAAUAUUUUGAAGAUAUUGAGGUUGUGAAAGAAAAGAAUGAUAACCUUCAAAAAAUUAUAAAACUAAAUGAAAAAUUAACAAAAACAAUACUGCAGUACAGUGGACAGCUGAACGAUCUGACAGCUGAGAACAAAAUACUCAAUUCUGAACUGGAAAAUGAGAAACAAAACCAAGAAAGACUGGAAAUAGAAAUGGAAUCAUAUCGUUGUAGACUGGCUGCUGCUCUACAUGACUGUGAUCAAAGUCAAACAUCAAGAUACCUAAAACUUGAUUUCCAGAGAACAAGACAAGAGUGGGUUCAUUUACAGGACAAAAUAAAGGUUGAUAUGUCUGACCUACAAGCUAAGACUGAGAUUCUUUCUGAAAAACUUUCUAAUGCUGAAAGUAAAAUCAGCAGCCUACAAAUUCAGCUCCAUUCAUACAUAGAUGGAGAUGCUGAUGAAAGAAAGAGUUUGAUUUUGGAACGUUUGCAAAGAGACCUCAGUCAAACACACUGUGAGAAGAAAGAAAUUGAACAAAUGUACCAAACUGAACAAAGCAAAGUGAAGAAAUACAUUGCCAAGCAGGAAUCUGUAGAGGAGAGAUUAUCUCAACUAGAAAGUGAGAAUACAUUGCUUCGACAGCAACUUGAUGAUGCUCACAAGAAAGCUAAUAGUCAGGAACAGACAGUCAGUACUAUCCAAGACCAAUUUCAUGCUUUUGCCAAAAAUCUUUAAGCUGGGAGUGAAAAGAUUCUUUCACUACAAGAGAAGAAGAACAAGGAGUUGAUAGAUGAAUAUAAUCAUUUACAAAAAAGAAUGCAUCAAUGUGAGAAAGAGAAAGCACGAAGAAAAGUAAGUAUUAAGAAAGAUAAAAUAUUUUUCAAUCUUCCUGAUAGAAAAUGUAAAGUAAUAUUUGGUUAUGGCUAA
This is a messenger RNA of Piliocolobus tephrosceles (Ugandan red Colobus), 1179 nucleotides long. Its product is annotated as putative coiled-coil domain-containing protein 144C. The record is from RefSeq and is a predicted model, not a curated record. NCBI's taxonomy places the organism in Eukaryota, Metazoa, Chordata, Mammalia, Primates, Cercopithecidae.